Molecule: messenger RNA, 3163 nt
Organism: Hyposmocoma kahamanoa
Lineage: Eukaryota; Metazoa; Arthropoda; Insecta; Lepidoptera; Cosmopterigidae
Gene: Psf
Product: hrp65 protein-like
Exons: 10
Coding region: 146-2206 (686 amino acids)
Biological process (GO): regulation of DNA-templated transcription
Cellular component (GO): nucleus
Molecular function (GO): RNA binding
Source: RefSeq, a predicted model, not a curated record
AUUAAAAAAAAGAGACGCCAUUUUGGAUUAGACGUGUCGUGUUUGUGGUCGUGUCGUCGCAGCGUCGGGCCUUGAUUUAGCUAAAUAAAACUAUCUGUCUAUUGCUUCGUACAGAAAAUCAGUAUAUAAUAGUUGACGAAAGAUUAUGCAUAUGCACGCCAUGAAUCAAUACGGCAACCGAGGCUUUGGAGGACCACCGCAGCCCCAGAGACAAGGUGGCCGUCGUGGAAACAACCGGGGAUUUGGCGGUGGUGGCAAUUUCCGCAACAAUUCUAGAUUUGAUCACAAUCAGCAGAGAAACCAAAAUAAUCAAGGGGGUCAACGACCUCAGAAUGAGUCAAAUCCUCCGCUGGCUGCCGAGAAGCCACAGCAGCAGGCGCAGCCAGUUCAGCAACAGCAGCAAGCUCAGACUCAGCCUCAGAAACCUCAAACUCAGCCACAGAAACCUCUAACACAGCCGCCUAAACCCCAGACACCGGCUACGCCAAUCCCGGCUCAACAACAACAACAACAGCAGCAGCAGCAGCAGCAGCAGCAGAAGCCUGCACUCACUAUACCAGCUAAGAUAGACCCUAAGGACAGUGUUGAUAAUGCUGCUCCGGAGCAGAAAGUUCCGCAACAGAAUCAACCUCCACAGAACCAGAAUCAGCAACAAAAGUCGCAACAACAACAGCCACAGACACAGCAGUAUCGCCUUCAACAAAAUCAGAAUCAAAAUAAUAUGAAUGGAGGCUAUGGUGCCAAUAAACAAGGUGGCUGGCAAGGAGGUAUAGCUAAUAAACAGGGUGGUCCAUUUGGCCAAAAGAGACAAGGUGGUCCUGGAGGACAAGGGGCAGGGGGCCCACUUCAGGGACAACAAGGUCAGGGACAUCAAGGACAGGGACACCAAGGUCAAGGACAACAAGGUCCAGGACAUCAGGGUCAGGGACAAGGAGGGCCAGGACGUAAUCAGCAGCGAGGGGGUCGUGGACCAAUGGAUGGAGGUAAACCAAUUCAAAGAGAAGAACAAAUGCUAGCAAACAAACUAAAGGACUUACAAGGACCAAUACUGGACUUGCCUCCACUUGACCAGUCUGAAGUGAAGUUCAAUGGAAGAAGUCGUUUGUACAUUGGCAAUCUCACCAAUGAUGUCACUGAAGAGGAAAUAUUGGGCAUGUUUGGUGCCUAUGGAGAAACUGCUGAGUUGUUUCUUAAUAAGGAGAAAAACUUUGGAUUUAUUAAAAUGGAUUACAGAGUCAAUGCCGAAAGAGCAAAGCAUGAAUUGGAUGGUAAAGUCAGGAGUGGCAAACCUCUCAGGGUUCGAUUCGCGCCUCACAACAGCGCUGUUCGCGUGAAAAACCUUCCGCCAUUUGUCUCCAAUGAACUAUUAUAUCGUGCGUUUGAAAUCUUCGGCAAGAUUGAAAGGGCUUAUGUGAAGGUGGAUGAGAGAGGGAAGAGUCUUGGAGAAGGCGUGGUCGAAUAUGUACGCAAGCCAAGUGCCUUGGCGGCGAUUCGUAACUGCACUGAGAAGUGCUUCUUCCUUACAUCAUCACUUCGCCCCGUCAUUGUAGAGAGCUUUGAAGAGCCAGAUGAACUGGAUGGCUACCCUGAAAAGAACUUGCCUAAGAAACACCCCGAAUUCCUCAAAGCUCGCGAGCUGGGGCCGCGUUUCUCCGAGGCUAGCAGCUUUGAACACGAGUACGGCACGAGGUGGAAACAACUCCACGAAUUACAUCGUCAGAAGGAGGACGCCCUUAAGAAAGAACUCGCGGCAGAAGAAGAGAAGCUGGAAGCUCAGAUGGAGUACGCUAAAUACGAGCACGAGACCGAGCUGCUCCGCGAGCAGCUGCGGCAGCGCGAGCAGGACCGCGAGCGGCAGAAGCGCACGUGGGAGAUGGCCGAGCGCGCGGCCGACGAGCGCCGCGAGGCCGAGCGCCAGCAGCUGCUGCGCCAGGAGGAGGAGUUAUCCACGCGCAUGCGCCAGCAGGACGACGAGCUGCGCCGCCGCCAGCAGGAGAACACCCUCUUCGUGCAGGUUCUGCCCGCCCAACGGCUGAACUCCAUGUUGGAUCGUCAGGAGCAGGGCAUGUUCGACCAACAGAAGCCUAUGGACGGAGGCUACCGAGACCAGUACGACAUGUCACGCGGAGGCUAUGACGACAUGCAGGGACGCGGUUGGGACAACCGCCAAAUGGAUGAUUACCCUAACAAACGUCGUCGGUUCUAAUCACAGCGUCUUAAACACUCGUGGCAUCACGUAUCACGUCUUAGUGAAAUAUUGCACAUUUAUCAUCUGUGCGGGAGUUUUCAGCUAGACAAAUUUUGGGGGGUUGACAUUUCGUAAAUCUUUAUUUUAUACAUUUGAUGUAAAUGUAUUUCGUACAAAUGUAGUGUUUUCUUGACCGCGUUCACUAAGUUCCUUGGUCGAUGAACAGCCCUAUGACGAUUUUAUGACGAUUAAAUUAACAACAAACUUUUUCUAAAAUCUGCCCAUAAUUUGUUCUGGCUGGCGAUAGUUUUGAAGUCACAUCAUUUAUUCAAUAACAAUAUUGAUCACAUUGAAAUGUAGGUUUAACGUAAAGUAAUACAUAUUUUAAUUAAUAUGUUAGAUUAAAUAACGCUGAGAUUGUUUUGUUCGGUUACGGUUGUUAGGAAACGAUCGAAAGAUUAUUUAUUGCCAAUUUUUUUUACUUUCACAAUAAUUCUCCAUAGAAGGAAUAUUGCAAAUAUAUAUAAUGUAUUGGCAGAUAACUGACUGUCAUAUAUUUAAAAAUAUCAAUAUAUUAUCAAUACAUUGGCAGCAAUCAUGACUGAAACGGUAAAAGACAACACUCAGGGAAAUGAGUGCAUGCAUAGUUUUGUUACAGUAUGAUACGAGCUAUUUUGGAUUUUACUAAUUACAUCGAGUACUGUCUCGCUUUUCAAAUGUCAUAAAUAUAUAAAUAUCAUUCUACACACCGGCGGAAAUUCUUAUAUUUAUUCUUGUAUGUUAUUUAUAUAUCCACUUAACAGUUCUUAGAUCUAAACUUGCUAUAUAACCGCUACUACCAAAUAUAAGAAACAUACAUUCAGAAUGUCACUUGUAGCAUUUUUAGAAGCAAAAUUAUAAUAAUGUCGUAACGUAUGCAAGUUAUUUUGACCUAAACGUAACAGUGGAAAAAUCCAUAUCCAAAUCUUUGAUUAA